AACAAGGCUCUGAUUGGGAUGGCAGAGGAAAGAGAAACGGGACCAGCAGCGCUACUCAGGCGUCGAAACUCCACACUCGCUACGUUUCCGCGCCACCCUCUCAGGCGGAGCUCCUGGAAGGGUCCAGCGCUCCCUCUGCAGGCACCAUCGGUCUACACUGCUCGAUUGGCCUUUUAUGGCACUGACUGUUCUUUGAAGCUUUUGCAGCUCCUUCUAAGCCGAUUUCACCGUGUUGGAAAUGUCGGGGGUGGGGCGUAAAGGGGGCCAUCCCGUCCACAGAAAGAGUCGCUUGCAGAAAUGAUUUUAAAAAUCCCGCGUGCCAGGACGUGAGGAGAAUCCGGCAGGGAGGGACGGGAGAAUUUUCAAAGGUGCCGCUCAGUGGGAAAAUCCCUUUGUCAGAGAAUGGCCCGAGGGGCGCGGGAUGCAGCCGCGCCCACCCCGCCCCGCGUCACCGCGUCUUCCGGAAGCUCCACGCCCCUGGGUACUCGGUUUCCCCGGAUGGUUCCGGAAGAGCACGGCGCAACGGGCUGAGAGCGCAGGGCUAGCCCGGAGGCCGCUUCGGCAGCCAGGGCGGCGCGGAGGGGCAGGGCCAGAAGGAAGCGCUUUGUUCCGCGCCUACGGGCGCGCGGGAGAGGCGCGAAUCCGAGUGCCGCGCACGACCCGGGGAUUUGCACGGGCGUGCGGGGUGGGACCGCAGGAACCGAAGCUUUCGGGUCCCCGCCCCGCCCCGCCGGCGGCGGAGGCAGCGAGCGCGAGAGCCCAGCGCAGUCGCUGGGAGCCGGAGGCACCGAGACACAAAGGCAGGCGGGAUGCGGGAGCAGCUGGGGAGCAGGCAAAAGGAAAACGAAAGCCGCGCGCCCGGCCGGUGACAGGGUGAAGGCGCUGCGCAGCUCUCCCGACGCCGGCGGUACCCGUACCUCCUGGCCGAGCCUGGCGCGCCGCAGCCAUGGCCAUCGCUCACCUGGCCACGGAAUACGUGUUCUCGGAUUUCUUGCUGAAGGAGCCCACCGAGCCCAAGUUCAAGGGGCUGCGACUGGAGCUGGCAGUGGACAAGAUGGUCACGUGCAUUGCCGUGGGGCUGCCCCUGCUGCUCAUCUCGCUGGCCUUCGCGCAGGAGAUCUCGAUUGGUACACAGAUAAGCUGUUUCUCUCCAAGUUCUUUCUCCUGGCGUCAGGCUGCCUUCGUGGAUUCAUAUUGCUGGGCGGCUGUUCAGCAGAAGAACUCAUUGCAGAGCGAGUCUGGAAACCUCCCACUGUGGCUGCAUAAGUUUUUCCCCUACAUCCUGCUGCUCUUUGCGAUCCUCCUGUACCUGCCCCCGCUGUUCUGGCGUUUCGCAGCUGCUCCUCAUAUUUGCUCAGACUUGAAGUUUAUCAUGGAAGAACUUGACAAAGUUUACAACCGUGCAAUUAAGGCUGCAAAGAGUGCACGUGACCUUGACAUGAGAGAUGGAGCCUGCUCAGUUCCAGGUGUUACCGAGAACUUAGGGCAAAGUUUGUGGGAGGUAUCUGAAAGCCACUUCAAGUACCCAAUUGUGGAGCAGUACUUGAAGACAAAGAAAAAUUCUAAUAAUUUAAUCAUCAAGUACAUUAGCUGCCGCCUGCUGACACUCAUCAUUAUACUGUUAGCGUGUAUCUACCUGGGCUAUUACUUCAGCCUCUCCUCACUCUCAGACGAGUUUGUGUGCAGCAUCAAAUCAGGGAUCCUGAGAAACGACAGCACCGUGCCCGAUCAGUUUCAGUGCAAACUCAUCGCUGUGGGCAUCUUCCAGUUGCUCAGUGUCAUUAACCUUGUGGUUUAUGUCCUGCUGGCUCCCGUGGUUGUCUACACACUGUUUGUUCCAUUCCGACAGAAGACAGAUGUUCUCAAAGUGUACGAAAUCCUCCCUACUUUUGAUGUUCUGCAUUUCAAAUCUGAAGGGUACAACGAUUUGAGCCUCUACAAUCUCUUCUUGGAGGAAAAUAUAAGUGAGGUCAAGUCAUACAAGUGUCUUAAGGUACUGGAGAAUAUUAAGAGCAGUGGUCAGGGGAUCGACCCAAUGCUACUCCUGACAAACCUUGGCAUGAUCAAGAUGGAUGUUGUUGAUGGCAAAACUGCCAUGUCUGCAGAGACGAGAGAGGAGCAUGGGAACCAGACGGCAGAGCUCCAAGCUAUGAACAUAGACGGUGAAACUAAAGCAAAUAAUGGAGAGAAGAAUGCCCGACAGAGACUUCUGAAUUCUUCUUGCUGAUGAUUUUUUUUCCUUGAGCUGUAAAUCUGUGACUUCUGUGAUGUGGGAUUUAAUUUGGCUAAAGCACCCCUGUUGGUUUCACAGCUGGUUGGCAAUAAAUGGUUCUUGGUGGAGAUACUGAGCAUGUCUUAUUGAGUCCCUAAUGGAAAUUGUGAUCAACAAAAGGUUAUGGAAGAAUGGUUUAUGAACUUCCCAUAGGAAGCACCUGAGAGAUAAGUAAACUGCAGCAAGUAACUAUGUGUAAGUCCUCAUCAAAUGAAAAGCAGAAAGACAAGAACAAUUAGUCAAGAGCAGUAGCCCUGUCAGAGCCUUGGAGCAAUACCUUUCUGUACCCGUGGUGAGACAAGACCCAGAGCUACUGGAAAACAAACACUUUGAAAGAUUUGUUUUGUUUUCAUGGAAUAAUAAUAUGUCAGGAUAUAAUUUAACGUGAGUUUCUUAUGUGCCCUUAAAGAGUGUUAGACAAGAAAAGCAUUCACUGGCUAAUGAUCCAUAUGUCGACCUAUGUCCUAAGUUAGGUGUAAGGUCUGAUGUCUUGGCCCACACUCGAGCUCUCUUUACAUUGUUAGUUGUCAACUUUGGCUGAUGGAAGUCCCAUAAGGCUGAUGGAAGUCCCGUAACCACUAUUUGUUGCACUGUGCCUUGAAGGGCAGCAGGCCCAAGUACUGCUCUGACUGAAAACUGAGGUAACAAGAUGAAAUCUAAAGGAUAUUCACAGUGACUUCAAUUCAGGAAGAAUGCUUCCAAAAGAACCCAGUGGGGAAAUCUGACAUCACAGAAGACAUUAAUUCAGUCACUUUCAAAGAGUUUGUCUACAGGAUGUUUCUCUGUUAUCAAAGGCAUUUGAAACAGGAUUUUACUUAAACAGUAAUGGAACACAGGAGUAUUUAAAGUGAAGAACACUUUGCCUGAAUGUGAUCAGGGCACAUAAGUGACAUUGGCGUGCUUCAUAUGGCGUGCUUGGAGCCAGAAAAACUUAGCGGUUUAUUUUGUUUAUGUUUAAGCACAGCUUUAAAAAAUUCAUUAUCGUUUAUUCAGUGUCCGAAUUGAGGCCAUUUGGGAAGAAAAUUCUAGCACUGGCAGAGAAUUGUAGAAUAAAGAUUAAAAAUGGUUGGAUAAGACAAA
Messenger RNA from Pongo pygmaeus (Bornean orangutan), 3352 nucleotides. RefSeq names its product pannexin 1 (gene PANX1). Bases 947 to 2227 code for a protein of 426 amino acids. Gene Ontology annotation, cellular component: plasma membrane. Lineage: Eukaryota; Metazoa; Chordata; Mammalia; Primates; Hominidae. The transcript is spliced from 5 exons. Gene Ontology annotation, molecular function: wide pore channel activity. Gene Ontology annotation, biological process: cell-cell signaling; positive regulation of interleukin-1 production; monoatomic cation transport. The record is from RefSeq and is a predicted model, not a curated record.